Nicotiana tabacum (common tobacco) is the source of this 402-nucleotide messenger RNA. The record is from RefSeq and is a predicted model, not a curated record. Lineage: Eukaryota; Viridiplantae; Streptophyta; Magnoliopsida; Solanales; Solanaceae.
AUGCGGUUUGGGAAAAAGGUCAAGUUAAGCCAUAGGUUCAUUGGGCCUUUCGAGAUUCUUCGGAGAGUGGGUAAGGUGGCUUAUGAGCUUGCGUUGCCACCAGGUUUUUCAGCAGUCACAGUCCAGCUGGACAAAGAUUUGACCUACGAGGAGGAGCCAGUAGCUAUUAUAGACCGACUGGUCUGUAAAUGCGAGCAUCACAUUUCCGAAGAUGUUUCACAUCUACGAUCAGAAGGGCUGGGAGGGGACCUUCGCAAUUGCGAAGCUCAGGAUCGCAAUUACAAUAAGAACAUGCCGCAUUUGCGAACAUCUGUUCGCUUUUGCGAUGAUAGCAGGCCAGGCCAUUCUUCGCAUUUGCGAAGUAAUGUCCGCAUUUGUGAGUUCGCAUUUGCGAACCCCUAA